Molecule: messenger RNA, 1089 nt
Organism: Drosophila serrata
Lineage: Eukaryota; Metazoa; Arthropoda; Insecta; Diptera; Drosophilidae
Source: RefSeq, a predicted model, not a curated record
AUGACAAGGACAUCGAAGAAGAGCAACAUAAUGAAUCAGGAGGCAGUAGUUGCAGCAACAGCAGCAGCAACAACAGCAGCAACAGCAGCAACCGUAGCAGACACAACAGAGGCAACAGAAUCCGGAGGAGGCGGCGGUAUUACGGGCAGCUUGGUGCUGACACCUCAGCAGAUCAACGGACUGCCCGUCUACAGUCAAUUGGAGGACGGCGGAAGAUCGGCGGCGGGCACAUACAGCGGACAAUUUGCCUACUUUUAUCCGCACGAUGGCUCGGCGCCCAGUGUGUUGCUGCUGGGCGAGGACUCAUACCUCAAUGUGACCGAGCAACAGGAGCAACAGCAAGUCCAGUUUGUCUAGAAGGAUGUCGAGGGAGAGAGAGAGGGAGAGAGAUUAGAAAGAGAGAGAGAGAAGGAGAUGAGGGUCAUUCAUGUUGGCUUGCCCUGUCUUGCCCCUAUGUAUACUGUUUCGAUUACUGUUGUUAAUUCGUCGUUAUUCAUUCGGUUGGCUAAUUCUUUUCGUUAUCUGUGUACGAUGAGAGGUCUUAACUUAACAACAGCUCCUUUUCUAAUGCAAUUCAAUCGAUAUAUGUGUAUAUAUAUAUAUAUUCAAUGUGACCCAAAUGUCGACUUGCAAGAAGACUUUCCCACCACCGACACCGACACAGACACAGACACCGACACCCUUGGCACACGCUCCUACUUUAAUAAUAUAUACAUGCCUGCAGACUGAACAUUCAGCCGCUGUUAGAUGUUGUUAAAGAGACUCUCAUGCCGCUAACCCGCAUACCAUCCAAAACCCAAAAUAAGCCACGCCAAGAUGGAUUGAAAACGAUUUCGAAUCGAACCUAUCAUAGUUAAGGAUUGUCACUAGGCUCCUCUCAACGUUACUUGUGUGUCUACAACUAAAUUUCAAUUUGUAAAAUCAAAAAAAAAAAAAUCAAAAAUUACCAAAAAAAUUAGAAAGGGAAACACCAAAUGAAAAAACUAAUGUAAUGCCAAAAUUCAAUUUGUUAGCUCGGUCCAAAAUCGUUUUCAUCUUUUUCCAACUUUGCCCAUGAUCAUUUUUUUUUUUUUGUAAUAAACAAAACCC